AUGCGUUGCGGCAUGUCUUGUGCUGGUAGGUAUUCUAUCUGGUUAAGAAGCCCACCGAGAGUGAGGGAGAUAGACGCUCGGGACGCUUCUGCGGCGAACGCCAUGUCAACGUGGGAAGCGCGCCGCGUCCAGGCCAUAGAUUACGGGCUUGAGGUAAAGUCCCAACCGCGCCCGGCUUGCCGUUUUAAGCAGACGCAGAAAUUCCUGGGCUCACACUGGGCUGGACUAGACGAUGCCAAGGACCAAGGUAGGACAUCGAGCAUAGGGGCCGCUAGUGCUGGUCAGGGACCCAAGGCUACCCGAGAGGAGGCAAGUGCCUACCUACCUUCACCUACCCAAAGGUACCUUAACUCGACUCGAGCAGGUGCUACUGGUGUUGACCGUGUUUGUUCCUUCCUCAGUCGCAGUGGACUAUUCGUACAGGCCAAACCCCGUCUCCCCCGACGCCGACGUCCUUUCCACCUCAAACGGUCCACUGGGCCGUUUCCUGUUCCCAUGGACCGUCGCUGUUUCUGCCCUUUGCUAACCCGCCUUUGUGACUUUGUCUUCCCUGACCACCGACCACCACACACCACACACUAA
Messenger RNA from Colletotrichum paranaense, 582 nucleotides. RefSeq lists its product as uncharacterized. NCBI's taxonomy places the organism in Eukaryota, Fungi, Ascomycota, Sordariomycetes, Glomerellales, Glomerellaceae. Bases 1 to 582 code for a protein of 193 amino acids. The transcript has 3 exons. The record is from RefSeq and is a predicted model, not a curated record.